CUCAAACGCUUCCCAGCGGCUUUAGCGGUCCGUAGCCGGCGACAGGAGCAUUACAAGAUGGCGGCGGUAGGCGCCUCGCGACGGGUGUUCGAGCUUUUUGUGACCCGAGUGCCCUGGACGGCGUCGGCAAAUGAAGUAAGAGAAUAUUUUGGCCAGUUUGGUACUGUGAGAAAAUGCAUACUGCCAUUUGAUAAAGAAACAGGUUUCCACAAAGGGUUGUGCUGGGUUGGAUUUUCUACAGAGGAAGGCCUGAAUAAUGCUUUACAGAAAGAAACUCAUAUCCUGGAAGGAGUUAAGAUUGAAGUUAAACAGCAGCAAAGCAGAAGUUUUCUACAGCAACAUUCACUCAGAACAACUGCUGACAACAGUUGAAGGAAGGAGACUUUAUUUCACUGUCAUUAAAGAACCUAAAAUAAACUUAUGGAUAUGUAUUCUUC
Molecule: messenger RNA, 437 nt
Organism: Eublepharis macularius
Lineage: Eukaryota; Metazoa; Chordata; Lepidosauria; Squamata; Eublepharidae
Gene: SLIRP
Product: SRA stem-loop interacting RNA binding protein
Exons: 4
Coding region: 58-372 (104 amino acids)
Biological process (GO): spermatogenesis; positive regulation of mRNA splicing, via spliceosome
Molecular function (GO): poly(G) binding; poly(U) RNA binding; mRNA 3'-UTR binding
Source: RefSeq, a predicted model, not a curated record